Molecule: messenger RNA, 1014 nt
Organism: Symbiodinium sp. CCMP2592
Lineage: Eukaryota; Dinophyceae; Suessiales; Symbiodiniaceae
Source: the annotation of a GenBank genome assembly
AUGGUGCUCCGCAAGGCGAAAGCUGCGCCAAAACGGCAUCCAGGUGCAGGAGAAGCGAAGCAGGACAGCAACAUCUUGUUGCCAAAGCAUGUCCGGCAGAUCAGCGACUUGACCGACUUGGAUGAGCCUGAGGAGACUUCGAGUUCUCAGCCCAACGUCCAGCAGGAGAAGGAGGUGAACCCCGGUCCCGCCGCCGGGGCCGCUGUUGCCACGGGCCCUGAAGGCCCUGAAGCCCGAGCUUGGGCUUCAAGCGGCGCGGGCGCCGUUCGCUGUCAGGGACCGACGUACUCCCAGGCUCUUACGUCGCCGUCGCUACAAGUGGUAGAUGGGAGGCAACUUCCGUUCCAAGCGUCGCCGCGAGGAGCGGUGUCUCCGAGCGGUGCCAGGCAAGGGCAAGUUCAGGUGAACGCAGCGUUGCGUGGUCCUUCCCCGCCAAGGCUGGUCUGGUCGCAUGUUCCUCUUGCCGGACAAAGGGCCUACUCCACAAGGAACGCAAGCGGCGUGAUAACAAGGGCUCCUGUGCAACUGGCGUCACACCACCCGCAGGUUCCCCGCCUGUGCUUGCCCAGCCAGUCUGGCCAGCCUGUAUGGGUGCAGCGUGCAGCAGUUGAACCGGGAUUCUCAGGUGUGCCGAGUCCCGUGAAGACGUUGAGCACGGACAUGCUGAGCCGCUCUGUGCAAGUGGUGCCUUUGCAGGGCUCCUCUGUCGACCUUUCUGCCUCGAGGUCAGGGUACCCUGCACAUGCUGUGGACACGCUGAGCCGAACAGUGUCAGCCUGCAGGCAUGUGCCUGAGCAUGGAAGCUUUCGGGCGGCGUCGCCGACUCGACUCGCGCUUGGCUGCUUGGCCAGUCCCAAGGCAAAGCCGCCGAUCUACCGGGCAGUGCCCGUGGAGCAGCGCCUCCAUUCCGAAGCGCGCGUGUUUACGGGAGCCGUGCAUCGACGAAUGGUGUCGCCUGGCCGUGCUGGCCCUGUCUUCGCUGCGGGCACGCUGCCAGCGAGCAAGGUCCGGUGA